AUGUCGGGGUUGGGUGAGGCGAGCAAGAAGCGAAGCUCGUUCUCAAUGUUGACGCGAAAAGACCUUGCACCCUCGACCAAGCAAGUGACGGAAGAGGCUGAGCUGGCGAACGGCAGAUUCAUUCCGGAGAGCAAGCGAGGAUGGAAGUACGAGCUUCCUUUCUCCCAGGCGGCGACGGCUUCGACCUCCAAGCUGCAUCACGUCGCCCAAUCUUCAGCGUCCGGAUCCACCAUUGCAGCUGCAGGCACCCCGCGGCGACCAAAAACGGCAGAUGUAUCGGAGCUUCAGAAGGACAAGUCCAACGGUCCUAUCACUGCUGCCUCAGGUGGUCCCGCUGGCGCAAGGUCCACGCCGGUCUCUCCAAAGAGACGUCCAGUCCCUCUCGCCGCAGCACCAUUCGACGAGACAUCUUCCGACUCGUCUUCUGGUGAUGAGCGGAACCGCAGCUCGUCGUCGGAAGAUGAGCUUCAAGCUCCACAUCAAGAGGCGCUCCAACAGGCGGAGGCCUUGAGAGACGGGGUGGAGCAACAGCGCCAUCACCAUCCAGAUGAUAUUGUGUAUCCGGAAUCGUAUCCGUGGAAGCCCUCGCGCCAAGACCCGCAGAUGCGGUUCAUCAAUCCAGCCCACCGCAACCCUACCGCCAAACAGGCGUUCUACGACACGCACUUUGGCUCUUCGUCCAACUAUCGAGGACUCCUUCCUGCAUCAGGAUCGAUUCUGAGCCUCAACAGCUCCAAGGCGGAUGCUCGACGACAGUCCGGCGAAAAGGGCACUGGAACGGGCGCUACCUCGGCAGAGCAAGGAGCCGAUGCGCAAUCCAAUGGCUUAGUUUCCACAGUGAUGAAGCCGUUUACUACGGCAUCCAAGCUCAUCACCAAGGCAAGGCGGAAGAGCGUGGGAACAAAUCUCGAGCUGCCAGAGUCUGCAGCCGCUGCGUCGACGGACGCAACCGUGCAGCUAGGCGAGGAGAAGCCGACACGGCCGCAUGCAGUGCCGCUCUUCCAUGCUGGCGGAGACGACCUGGCUGCACAGAGGUCUGGGUUCAGCUACGGUCUAUCCAUGGAAGACGCCGUUCAGGUCGAGGCGGUGGUGUCUCGCCGUUCGUCGCGCGAAGACCUGUCGUCGCCCGACCGGCUGGCUGAAGAGCUUCUCGAGCCCCGAACACAGGCAGCGUCGUCGUCCAAGUUGAAGGAAGCUAUGCACAGCGUCUGGGGCUUCCUACCUUCGUUCGACUUUCUCGCUUCGCCUCCGCCCGCCGAUGGAUCCAGCAAGGGGACCCCGUCCGUGAACCUCUUGGAAGCCGAAGCGAUCCCGUCUGUCAAGAAGGAUAGUGGUGCACCGGACUACUUCAAGAACCUGUCUGGCAAUGUGGUUCUCAUGGGUGGCUAUCGUGGCAGCGUGCUUCGCGAUGCCGAGACCAACAUGAUGAUGUGGAUCCCCAUCAAGGUGGGUGUUGGCCUGCGCAGGCCGACGCUCGAGCUCGGACUUUCGCGCGAAGCCGAGGAGCAUUCGGAGGAGCUCGUCUACUCGUCCGAGAUGUGUUCGCACAUAGGCAGGCUCGUCGACAUGGGCAAGCGCCUCGAGGAGCGUAUUGCCAGCCGACGUCACGCAAAGGUGUACUCGUGGGGCUACGACUGGCGGCUGUCUCUUGGACUUUCGUCUCGCAAACUGGUCGCCUUUCUCGAGCAGCUGUACGAAGCAUCUGCAGGCGAGCCGAGCAGGCGUCGAGGUGCCAAGGUCGUUGCGCACUCCAUGGGCGGGCUAGUAGCGCUGCAUGCACUCGCGACGUGCAAGGAUCCGCGCAUCUUCGAAGGGCUCGUGUUUGCAUCGACCCCCUUCUGCGGCACGCCCAACAUCCUCGGACCAUUCCGAUUCGGAGAUGCGGCGCUGUUCAACGACACAAUCUGCUCGCCCCGCGCGACGUUCAGCUUCCGCAGCAGCUUCUACCUCCUGCCCACCGACAAGCGAUGCUUUGAAGUUCCAGUCGGCGAACCCGAUCAGGACGAGGACGCACUGACGGAAGAGCAGAAGCGCCAACGCUUUAAGGACGUCGAUUUCCUCGAUCCACACGUGUGGGAUGAGCUCGGCCUCAGCCCUUGUCUCGAGCCUGGUCGUAGGCAGGAGAUCCUCGCCCUAGCGCGCAAGGGAGCAGACAACGGCACGGAGGCGCAUCCGGUCCAGUCCAGGCCGGAAAUGGAUAGCGUUGAUCCGGGCAAGCUCGAGCGGGAGACUUCCGAUGCCAUACAAGCAAGUGCCGAGGAAAAGCAAGCACCAAACGGUAUCGAGUCGCCCGACUCGAGCGAGGGCGUUGAACCGAACGGCUUGACGAUGGGUCUCGUGGAAGGCUUUUCUGACGGUGCUGCACUGACCGGCCAAGCAGGCGUAGCAGCUUCGCCCGACGAACAAGCGGCUCUGCAGCCCGAGAACCGCCAAGGGGCGCCGCGCAACGAUGCCACCGCGUCCGAGUCGUCCGCGCUCGCCUUCGAUUCGCUCGACUACCCCACGCAAAGCUGGGCCUACCUCGAGCGGACGCUCGGCGAAGUUCGACAGUUCUGGGCGGACAUCGAGUGCGGGUUUGACCCCGCAAAGCAAGCUGCUGGCCAGUAUCCUCCUCUGAUGCUCAUGACUUCGGGUCGAACGCCGUGCGUGCGUGGAGCCCUGGUGGGUGUCGACUCAGCAUCCCGUGGCGAGGACACGGAGAUGCAGGGCUGGAAAGACGAUGUGCGCGCCGGCGACUACUCGCGCAUGACCUACGCGGCCGGAGAUGGCGUCAUCACCCGUCGAUCCGCCACCACCCUCCCCGGUCGCUGGUCCACCCUCCUCACCAAGCGCUCCGAGGCUGAGACACUUCCACAUGACAGGUUCGGCAAAGGCCCACCUUUCACCUCCAAGCCGCCAGGAAAGGCCAGGCUGAAGAUGGAUCGAUACCGCAUGAGGUUCGACGGCGAAGGCAUCGUCGAAAGCGCCCACCGUCACGUCACGCUGCUUAGCGACGUAGACUCAGUAGGCAAAUGCCUCGAAGCCAUCCGCAGGGCCAAUAUCGUCCGCAACCGCCUGCCCCUCUCUUCCACCAGAUCUGCCUCUUAG
This is a messenger RNA of Moesziomyces aphidis, 3087 nucleotides long. The record is from the annotation of a GenBank genome assembly. NCBI's taxonomy places the organism in Eukaryota, Fungi, Basidiomycota, Ustilaginomycetes, Ustilaginales, Ustilaginaceae.